AUGGGGCGGAGGAAGGUGGAGAUUCGGAGGAUCGCCGACAAGAGCAGCCGGCAGGUGACCUUCUCGAAGCGCCGGGGCGGGCUGAUGAAGAAGGCGCGGGAGCUCGCGGUGCUCUGCGACGUCGACGUCGCCCUCGUCGUCUUCCAGCCGCGGCAAGCUCUACGAAUUCUGCAGCGGCGACAGGUGCGCCUCCCCUUCGAUUCCCUCUCUGUCUCUCCGUGUCUCUCUGUCGCGCUCUGGCGAUUGCGAGCUAGCUCGCUCGCUCGCUCGGUCAGCGUCGCUCCCGCGCUGCGGCCGUGA
Messenger RNA from Eucalyptus grandis, 300 nucleotides. RefSeq names its product MADS-box transcription factor 23-like. NCBI's taxonomy places the organism in Eukaryota, Viridiplantae, Streptophyta, Magnoliopsida, Myrtales, Myrtaceae. Gene Ontology annotation, biological process: regulation of transcription by RNA polymerase II. Bases 1 to 300 code for a protein of 99 amino acids. The record is from RefSeq and is a predicted model, not a curated record. The transcript has a single exon. Gene Ontology annotation, molecular function: RNA polymerase II cis-regulatory region sequence-specific DNA binding; DNA-binding transcription factor activity, RNA polymerase II-specific; protein dimerization activity.